AUGACCGCCAACAUCACCAGCGACGUCAACUAUCUUGAGAUGGCUCUUCCCAACACCACCGAUCUUGAUAUGCGUGGUCGCAAGAGACACCGCAGUCCUACCCGUCCUGAGAUUCGAGCCCUGCGGACUGAGGAAUCCAGCACUCUCCGUGGCCGCUCCCGUCACAGGUCCAUCUCUCCGCAUCGCUCCCAGACUCGUUCGAGUGCCCGUUCUCGCGCUCGCUCUCCGGCGCCACGCACCUCCAACGCACUUCGUCUCGCCUACCACGCUCGCCAGCGUGAGGCUCGCCGUGACCACUGCCCCUCGCGUGCUGCCUCGCCUCACCCGACGGAGCCGCCUUACCGCCGACAGCAGAGAACCAAGAGUCGCAACCGACCGGCUCUCGUCGAGCUCCGCCAAAUGACCAAGGCCAGCGAAUCUGGAUGA
Beauveria bassiana ARSEF 2860 is the source of this 426-nucleotide messenger RNA. RefSeq lists its product as uncharacterized. The transcript has a single exon. NCBI's taxonomy places the organism in Eukaryota, Fungi, Ascomycota, Sordariomycetes, Hypocreales, Cordycipitaceae. The record is from RefSeq and is a predicted model, not a curated record. The coding region runs from base 1 to 426 and encodes 141 amino acids.